Molecule: messenger RNA, 5567 nt
Organism: Pteropus alecto (black flying fox)
Lineage: Eukaryota; Metazoa; Chordata; Mammalia; Chiroptera; Pteropodidae
Gene: RTEL1
Product: regulator of telomere elongation helicase 1
Exons: 28
Coding region: 2115-5276 (1053 amino acids)
Biological process (GO): DNA replication; negative regulation of t-circle formation; regulation of double-strand break repair via homologous recombination
Cellular component (GO): nucleus
Molecular function (GO): DNA polymerase binding; DNA binding; DNA helicase activity
Source: RefSeq, a predicted model, not a curated record
CUGACGUCGGGUGUCCUGGGGUUGUGAGGGCCGUCAGAGCUUCAGCUGAUCCGGGUCCUGGGGUGAGACCCUCUCUUGGAGCAGCGGGCACACGUGGGGAGACCGCCCCCCUCAAUGGUCAGAGCUUGGAGCCCACAGGAGUGGGGGGCGGGCUGGUGGCAGUGAUGAAGCCGCAUCGUGUGGCUGCUGCUGGGCUGGCCCUGCCCCAGUCCUGGCAGCUGUGAGCCUGGCUCUCUGGUCAGACACUGAGGCGGCCCAGGGAGUGGCUGGUGGCGAGGCCUCGGGAUGCAUGCAUACGUGCCUGUGUCACCCUCCCAUUCUCAUGCAGGGGUGUCCCCCUGCCUGUUUCAGUGGCUCGGACUUCAGGUAACGACAACCUGCAGACGUCCCCCGUCUGGGGUUCAGGUUGAUUGAGCCACCAUGCUGGGCAUGGGUCUGGGUGCUGGGAGGCAGCAGGGAGCAAAAUGAGCAUCGUGUGUGGAGCUUUACUUCCGGCGGGGUAGACCGCAGGGCUCAGCCUGAGCCGGCAGGACCUGAGGGCUAGAGGGUGUCAGCAUGGGGCGAGGCGGCGCCAGCACCAGCAGGGCGGCCCUGGGCCGGUGAGCCGCAGGGGAGUGGUGGGCACCCUGAUGCCUGGAACCCUGCCUAGAGCGCGUGGCUAAAGCAGGGGGUGGCGGGGUGCAGGAGCCUGCUGGGGGCCCGGCUCUGGCACCGAGAGCCUGCCAUUGGCGAGCAGGCGCAUGUGAUGCUCCCAAACCUCACUUUCAAGCUGGCUGCUCGGGCCUGGGCCCCAGCUCGGAGCAGUUGUAUCAGAACUGACCAGCUGCUUCCAGGAACUCAAGGAGAGGCAGAGGGUCACAGAGCCGGACAGCAUUGACAGAGAAGAGCAGGUGGGCAGCUCACUCCUGAUGGCGAGACUCACCGCAGAGCCCGGAAACUUGGUGUGGCGAGUCCAGGACGGGCCACUUGCGGGCACUUGGUGUUCGACAGACUUGCCCGGUAUUUUGGUGGGAAAGGCGAGGCGCUUCGUGCUGUCCACAGUGGUACUGGAGUAGCUGGAUGUCUGUGUGAGAGGAAGUGGGCCUCGGCCAGCACUUCCGGCACGUCACGGGGAACAAACACAGACACGAGAGCUGCAAGGCCAGGACGCCUCUGAGAGGACCUGGCAGGGGCAGGCCGGGAUCGCUUGGCCACACAGGGCACUCGCCGCAAAGGAAAAAGUCGAACUGUUCUUCGCACUUUAAAGCCUCGCGUGCUUGGAGGAGUAAGGAGAGUCGAGCACAUCGGAAGGCGAGUCACAGGGAGGAGAGCGCUCCUGGCACACCUGUCUUCAGAGGGCCGCGCUCGAGGCGCGCAGCGCUCUCGGCACUCGACAGAAGCCCAGCCAGCCGUUGGACGAGGCCCGAACAGACGCCCACGUCAUGGAAGGGGCCAGCCGAGUCAGCCACGCGCAGAAAACGUUUCGCAGAUGCAGAUGAAACGCCCGGGCUGAUGGCGCCGUGUCCCACCGACGUGGCUGAAUUUAAGACCUAAGCUGAGUGCCGUGGGUGAGGACGGGGCGCCCCGGAGGUUCACCGUCACAGUGGGGAGGAAUGGCGCCCUACCCUGGAAAAGCCACGGCAUUCUGGAGCUUUCACAAUCACCAAAGCCAGGAGACAACCGUGUCCAUCGACAGGCGAUGUCCCUGAAACAGCCACAUGCUGGUCUUAGGAGUCUGUGCUCACGCGGGAGCCCCGGCGGGCUGGCUUUGUCCCAGUCUGCCAGCACGGGCAGACUCGGUGUCUGCUCGCAGGAAGCUGGUCGGAGGUCGUGUGGCAGGGAUGUUGUCUCCUGCUUUGGGUGGUGGCUGCGCGGUGCACACAGGUCUCAGAACUCAGCUGCACACUUAAAACGGGCACUUUAUUUGUGAAGAUUAAAAUUCAAAUUAAGUUGAUGACGAGAAGUACAGGUACCAGACCCGCCCUGAGAUCACCGCCCUCACACCCUGGGAGUUAAAAUAAACCUCCUCUCCAGGCGUGCGCCGGGCAGAGGGCGCUGGUCUUUCUGUGGCUGUGCAGCGUGUCGUGGCAAGGGGCCACGGGCUUGCUCCUUCGUGCCGUGCAAGUGUCACCAGGAUGGACGUGGGUGGGCAGUGCCCGGCAACCGUGGCCGUGGUCAGGAGACGGCCUGUCCCCACAUCCUCUGGCGGUGUGGGACUCGCUCAGAGUCGCCGGGCACACAGCAUCGACCUGAAGGGGACAGUCGUGAUCUUCGAUGAAGCUCACAAUGUGGAGAAGAUGUGUGAGGAGUCGGCGUCGUUUGACCUGACCCCCCACGACGUGGCUUCCGGACUGGACAUCAUAGACCAGGUUUUGGAGGAGCAGACCAAGGCGGCACAGCACGGCGAGCUGCACCUGGCGUUCGGUGUGGAGUCUAGCGCAGGGCUGAACAUGGAGCUGGAAGACGUCGCCAAGCUGAAGAUGAUCCUGCUUCGUCUGGAGGGGGCCAUUGAUGCUGUCGAGCUGCCUGGAGACGACAGAGGUGUCACCAAGCCGGGGAGCUUCAUCUUUGAGCUGUUUGCCGAGGCCCAGAUCACGUCUCAGACCAAGGCCUGCAUCCUGGACUCUCUGGACCAGAUCAUCCAGCAUCUGGCAGGACGUGCAGGGCUGUUCAGCAACACGGCGGGGCUGCAGAAGCUGUCAGACAUCAUCCAGAUCGUGUUCAGUGCGGACCCUGCCGAGGGCGGCCUGGGCUCCACGGUGGCACCGGGGGUCUCUCAGUCCUACAAGGUGCACAUUCACCCUGACACCAGUCACUGGAGGACGGCUCCGCGGUCAGAUGCCUGGAACAGCACCGCGGCCAAGAAACCAGGGAAGGUGCUCAGUUACUGGUGCUUCAGCCCCGGCUACAGCAUGCGCGAGCUGGUCCGCCAGGGCGUCCGCACGCUCAUCCUCACCAGCGGCACACUGGCCCCCGUGUCCUCCUUCGCCCUGGAGAUGCAGAUCCCUUUCCCAGUCUCUUUGGAAAACCCACACGUCAUCGACAAGCACCAGAUCUGGGUGGGGAUUGUCCCCAAAGGACCCGACGGAACCCAGCUGAGCUCUGCCUUUGACAAAAGGUUCUCUGACGAGUGCUUGUCCUCCUUGGGGAAGGCUCUAGGCAACAUCGCCCGCGUGGUCCCUCAUGGGCUUCUGGUUUUCUUCCCCUCCUACCCCGUCAUGGAGAAGAGCCUGGAAUUCUGGCGGGCCCGUGACUUUGCCAGCAAACUGGAGGCCCUGAAGCCUUUGUUCGUGGAGCCGAGGAGCAAGGCUGGCUUCUCAGAGGUGAUAGGUGCUUACUACACGAGCGUCAUCCGCCCCGGGUCCCGUGGGGCCGCCUUCCUGGCUGUGUGCCGUGGGAAGGCCAGCGAGGGUCUGGACUUCGCAGACAUGAAUGGCCGCGGGGUGGUCGUCACGGGCCUCCCGUACCCCCCACGCAAGGACCCGCGGGUCAUCCUCAAGAUGCAGUUCCUGGAUGAGAUGAAGGGCCGGAGUGAGGCCAAGGGCCAGUUCCUCUCCGGGCAAGACUGGUACCGGCAGCAGGCGUCCAGGGCUGUGAACCAGGCCAUCGGGCGGGUCAUCCGGCAUCGCCACGACUAUGGGGUUGUCCUCCUCUGUGACCACAGGUUCGCCUGUGCAGACGCCAGAGCCCAGCUGCCCUCCUGGGUGCGCCCCCACGUCAAAGUGUACGACCACUUCGGCCACGUCAUCCGGGACGUGGCCCAGUUCUUCCGUGUCGCUCAGAAAACAAUGCCGGCGCCAGCCCCCCUGGCUGCUGUCCCGAGCCUGGGCAAGGGCGAAGCUGCCGUCGUGGCGGCCUUGUCGCCCAGCCUCCUGUCUACAAGGAAAGCCAAGAGUCUGGAUGUGCAUGUCCCCAGCCUUCGGCGGAGACCCACAGGACCACCAGCCUCUGAGGACGCUGAGGGCAGCCUGUGUGUGGAGUAUGAGCAGGAGGCGGUCCACACCCAGCGGAGGCCCGGGGGGCUGCUGGCCGCGCUGGAACGCAGCGAGCAGCGAGCCGGGAGCCCUGGGGACGAUGCCCUGCCCAGGCAGGACGAGGUGCGGGCACGGUGCCACUCUGCCUCGUCGGUCCCGGGGGAGAAGAGGCCCGCAGAUGAGCAGAGAGGAGGCCGGAGGAAGGUCAGGCUGGUCAGCAGGCAGCAGGAGGGACCCGCAUCCGGGGCGCAGGUGUGCGGGGCCAAGCUCUUCAUGGCGGCUGUGAAGCAGGCACUGAGCCGGGCCAGCUUCGAGUCCUUCACCCGGGCCCUGCAGGACUACAAGGGCUCCGACGACUUCCAGGCCCUGGCGGACCACCUCGGCCCCCUCUUUGCUGAGGACCCCAAGAAGCACAGCCUGCUCCGAGGCUUCUACCGGUUCGUGCGGCCACACCACAAGCAGCAGUUUGAGGAGCUCUGCCUGCAAGUGACGGGCCAGGGCUGUGGCCACCUGCCCAAGCACAGCCUUCCCCUCGGGCAGCAGGUGCAGCCUGCCUCACCCCCUGACGGGAGUGCUUCGAGCCCUUGGGACCAGUCGGGUGACUCCUCGGUCCCUGUUUCUUCAGGAAAGAGGGAGCUGGACCACAAGCUGACCCUGUCCCAGGGUGCGGCCAGGCAGCUGGACACCGGAGAGCACCUGAACCGGGGUGGGCCCCACCUGGUCUCGGGGGCACAACCUGAAGCAGGCCUUGGAAGCUGUCCGCAACAGGCGUCUGCAGUCCCUCCAGCAGAGGUGCGGGGCCAGCCUGCUGUGAGCGCCUACUUGGCUGACGCCCGCCGGGCCCUGGGGUCUGCAGGCUGCAGCCAGCUUCUGGCAGCACUGACCACCUACAAACGGGAUGAUGACUUCGAGAAGAUGGUGGCUGUGUUGGCGGCGCUUACCACCGCGAGGCCAGAGGACUUGCCCCUGCUGCAGAGGUUCGGCAUGUUCGUGCGUCCACCCCACAAGCAGCGCUUCCGGCAGCUGUGUGCAGACCUGAGCGGCUGGCCCGCCCCGGGCAUCGGCACCAAGCCACUGGGACCCCAGGAGGGGAGCCCCACCGUGCCUCCCAAACCCACCCCUGGGGCACUCAGGCCAGGCCUGGCGUGCCCCAGCUGCAGGGCGGAGGACGCGGUCCCCUUCCAGUGCCCCUCCUGCGACUUCCACUGCUGCCGGGCCUGCUGGCAACAACACCUCCAGGCCUCUAGAAGGACGUGCCCGGCCUGCUGUGCCGCCGUCAGGAAGCAGAGUGUCACACAGGUGUUCUGGCCAGAGCCCCAGUGAACGCGGGAGCCCUGCAGGCUGCGGGGUCUGACCAGACACCUGCCUGUCGGCUGGGGGUGGGCCAGCCAAGAGCCCCGCCACCAGGGAGGCUGGUCCAGUGUGCCCGGGGCCUAGGACUGCGCCCUUGGGGUCGGGUCUGCCUGCGCGUGCUUCCCCACAACUCCCUGGCUUGCGGCUUGUGGGUGCACCCUGGGAGAAGGGAAAUUCCUGGGACCUGAGCCUGGCCGGUGGGCCUGCUCUCACUUGGGAGGACGCUCUCUAAUAAAGCCAUUGGCACUACUGGGGCACUGA